Molecule: messenger RNA, 495 nt
Organism: Phycomyces blakesleeanus NRRL 1555(-)
Lineage: Eukaryota; Fungi; Mucoromycota; Mucoromycetes; Mucorales; Phycomycetaceae
Exons: 1
Coding region: 1-495 (164 amino acids)
Source: RefSeq, a predicted model, not a curated record
AUGUACCGGAAUGAUUAUUUUGACCUAACUAGCCGAACAAAGUAUCCAAAAACUCAAGUCUGGAAUCUUACGGGCACGACGUUCCUUGAUGGGGCACGACGUUUCUAUCUAACCGGACUAAUCAAUUGUGACUCCCUGUCCGGUUCACGGUGUCUUUCUCUAAUCCUUCAGGGCAAAAUGAUGUGUCCUGGAAAGUGCCGUCUAUGUGGUCACUCUAACCAGACUCCUGAACAUUUCCUUGUUGAGUGUCCUUUCGUUUGGCAAGUUUGGAAUAUGACUAUGAAUAGGUGGAUACCACACUGGCAAGCCCGACCGUCCACAAUCCUUCGUGCCUUUUAUGCUUUCGCCCUCCCUCCCUCCCCUCCUCAUAUUGACUCAUAUCAUGUUUUGGAUGGUGUUCUUGCCGCAGUGUGGAAAGUGUACUGGCGCACAAUUUUUGACGAUGUGCCUUUUGUUCCUGCCAAUGUAGUUGUUUCUGUAAACAAAUCGCUUUAA